AUGUGCCCUCUGAGGGUUCUUCUGAUUUUCUUGUCCGCAACACUCGCCGGAUUCUUCGUUCUCAGAAAUCUAAGAUCUCAACCAAAGAUCGACGAUGAUGAAGAUGCUGAUUCAACUCUUCCUUCAAACCCUAAAAUCUUAGAUUCUUCAAAUGCUGCAUCGAAUGGAAAUUCCAAGGUUUGGAAUGUGUUAGAAUCUGGGUUUUGGACCUUUGUUGAUAUGGCCAGUGGGCGUUAUCUUUGGAGGCAUGUGGUUUCAGCAUCUUCUUCAAAGCGCUCCAGUUGA
This is a messenger RNA of Lathyrus sativus (Indian pea), 285 nucleotides long. The record is from the annotation of a GenBank genome assembly. Lineage: Eukaryota; Viridiplantae; Streptophyta; Magnoliopsida; Fabales; Fabaceae.